This is a messenger RNA of Dromiciops gliroides (monito del monte), 3922 nucleotides long. RefSeq names its product SWI/SNF related, matrix associated, actin dependent regulator of chromatin, subfamily a like 1 (gene SMARCAL1). The transcript is spliced from 17 exons. Gene Ontology annotation, biological process: replication fork processing; DNA repair. Gene Ontology annotation, cellular component: nuclear replication fork. The record is from RefSeq and is a predicted model, not a curated record. Gene Ontology annotation, molecular function: ATP-dependent chromatin remodeler activity; ATP binding. Bases 169 to 3042 code for a protein of 957 amino acids. Lineage: Eukaryota; Metazoa; Chordata; Mammalia; Microbiotheria; Microbiotheriidae.
UAGUUCCUCGGACACUCGCGGCGCAAGGCGGGCGGUCGGAUCGGUUUGGGGCUCUAGGUAGGGUUGGAGUGACUGAGCCGGCAGAGUUGGGCACCUGCAGUAAUGGAGCAGCGAAGCUGAGCCCCAGGUUUUUCUCCACUUCCAACCCAACCUUAAUGCCUUGUUAAGAUGUCCUUAACCCUCACUGAAGAACAGAAGAAAAAGAUAGAAGAGAAUCGGCUGAAGGCUCUUGCCCGAAGAGCCGAGAAAUCAGUCCAGCAAAGUAAAAGCAUAGCAUCAGCUCCCCCCUCCAUCCCAGGGACAGUCCACCACUCCAGUCAUGCACAUUCAAGUGGCCCAAAGAGCUUCACAGGAGAGUCUUCUCGUCCGGGCUGCCAUGCUGGUGAUAUCAGUCAGCAGAAUCCCCAUGUCUCACGUACUAAAGUUGAGGCACAGCCUGUUUCCAGAAGUUUUCAUCCUGACGUGCAGGAGACAUCGACAGUGAAGAUCAAUUCAGCCAGGCUGGUCCACAUCUCAAGUCCAGUGGCUUCCAGUAAGACCUUUCCUUCUCUAGCACAGAAUUCUCUAAAGAACACCAGCCAGCAGAAUUCUGGUCAGCUAGCUCAGGGUCAUAUGGGCAUCUCUCACCAGUCCAAGCCCACAAGCCCAAGCAGCCCAAUCCGUGGACCUUUGCGGGAGCCAGGGCACUCACAGGAUUUUCAGGCUGCUGCUUCUGGACUGGCGAAUGACCCAGCUGGACAGUGGCUCACUGGACGCCUCUCCACUCCUCACCCCCAAUGUCAGGAGACCGUUGGACACUGCGGUUCCUUCCAUAAGAACUUUUCUGACUCACGGAAUCAGCCUGAGGAGAAGAACGGGAAACUUCAGCAGGCCUCUCCUAGGAAAGCAUUCAGCCCUUGGGAAGGGAAAUGCUCAAAGAAGGGAGGAGGCCGUUUCCAGGUGGAGAUUGGGUAUAAUUCGGAGCUCCUUGCUGUCUUUAAGAGUCUGCCCAGCAGAAAGUAUGAUCCUUCGACUAAAAUGUGGGAUUUCAGCCUGACAGACUACAAGCCUCUAAUGAAAGCUGUCCAGCACCUUCACACAAUCACAUUGCAGCCCCUGGAAGGCCCUGCCGCCAUUCCUUCAGCUUUGAACUCUUCAGGGUCGGGGCCCACCAAUGAAGUGCCUCCGCAGCAGCUACGACCCCUCGGCAGAGGCCUUGCCAGGAUCCAAGGCCGAUGCGUGCUCAUCUCCCGAACCCGCUUUGAGGCAGACAUUGGCUUUGCCGAAGAUAUGAUUGCUAUAUUCAAGCAGAUGGGCUCCAGGAAUUAUGAUGUGAAAACCAGGCACUGGAAUUUUCAUUUGAAAGAUCACCAAAGACUAAUGGAAGAGCUUCGCCAGCUUCCAGGCAUCCAGCUGGAACCUUUGCCCAAGGUGGUGGUACAGGCUUUUAUGGCUCACCUUGAGAAGACAUCUCUUCGCCCAGAGGAAGUCCCUGAGGUCGACCUCUCUGAGGUGGAUUCAAAACUUGUGUCUAGUUUGAUGCCCUUUCAGAGAACUGGAGUCAAUUUUGCUGUAUCCAGGGAAGGCCGUUUGCUUCUUGCGGAUGACAUGGGUUUGGGGAAGACGAUUCAGGCCAUCUGUAUUGCGGCAUAUUACCGGAAAGAGUGGCCUCUACUAGUUGUCACGCCUUCCUCCGUGCGGUUCACCUGGGAACAGGCCUUCCACCGGUGGCUGCCUUCCCUCAGCCCAGAUAGCACCAACGUGGUAGAGACCGGGAAGGACAGUUUGACAGCUGGCUUGAUCAACAUCGUCAGUUUCGACCUCCUCAGCAAGUUGAAAAAACAACUAAAAACCUCCUUCCAAGUGGUCAUUAUCGACGAAUCGCAUUUCCUGAAGAACAUGAAGACCGCCCGCUGUCGAGCUGCCAUGCCUCUCCUCAAGGCUGCCAAGAGGGUGAUCUUACUGUCUGGGACCCCAGCCAUGUCACGGCCCGCAGAACUCUACACGCAGAUUGUUGCUGUCAAACCAUACUUCUUUCCUCAGUUCCACAAUUUUGCGUUACGCUACUGCGAUGCCAAAAAGUUGCGCUGGGGAUGGGAUUAUUCUGGCUCUUCCAAUCUUGGAGAGUUGAAGCUUCUGCUAGAGGAGUUCGUCAUGCUUCGACGGCUCAAGUCCGAUGUCCUCUCCCAACUCCCAGCCAAGCAACGCAAGAUGGUGGUGGUUGCCCCAGGGCAGAUGGAUGCCAAGACCAGGGCUGUUCUGGCUGCUGCAGCAAAGGAAAUGACCGCAGAAAAGACAAGCAAGUGGCAGCAGAAGGAAGCCCUGCUCCUUUUCUUCAACAGAACAGCAGAAGCGAAAGUUCAGCCUGCCACUCAAUAUAUCCUGGAUUUGUUGGAAAGUGGAAAAGAGAAGCUCCUAGUAUUUGCACAUCACAAGCUAGUCCUGGAUGCCAUCAGCGAUGAGCUGGAGAAAAAGCAAAUUGGCUACAUCCGCAUCGAUGGGGCCACACCCUCGGCUGACCGCCAGGCCUUAUGCCAGCAGUUCCAGCUAUCUAAGCCUUGUGCUGUGGCUGUCCUCUCGAUCACAGCGGCCAACAUGGGGCUCACCUUUUCUGCUGCUGACUUGGUGGUGUUUGCAGAACUCUUCUGGAACCCGGGGGUGUUGAUCCAAGCUGAAGACCGUGUGCAUCGCAUUGGGCAGACCAGCUCAGUGACCAUUCACUACCUGGUAGCAAAAGGAACAGCAGAUGAUUACCUAUGGCCUCUGAUUCAAGAGAAGAUUAAAGUCUUAGGCCAAGCUGGGCUUUCUGAGACCAAAUUUUCAGAACUGACCGAAGCCACUGAUUAUUUUUACAAGGAUCCAAAGCAGAAGACAAUCUAUGACCUCCUUCAGGCAUCCUUCUCGGAAGACUUGGAGGAUGGAGACGAUAUAGAUGAGGCUCUGCUCCUGGAGGCAGUGGAAGUGUGUGAGAGAGGAAGCUCCGCAGAGAGCGUUAUCCAGGAUGGGGCCAACCCCUGGGAAGAGAGCUCACCUAAGAAGAGGCGGAUUACUGACUUUUUUUAAUCAAAAAUGACAAGAAAGCCUUGUCACUUGGCUCUUAGGAAGAAACAGACCUUAAAAGAAAAUCACUGAUUAAAAAAAAAGAACCACAGACACAUUAAAAUAAAGUAAGUUGCCUUCAGUUUUUUUCAACCUGCUUUCACUUCUUCAUUUCAUGGCAGUUUCUGGAUUUUAUUUCUGCUGUUCUGACUAGACAUCAUGAAGGAGUAGAUAAAAUGCUGAGCUGGAUGAGACCUGGGUUCAAAUUCUGCCUCUCACACCUACUGCUGUGUGACCCUAGACAAGUCAUUUAUCUUCUUUGUGGCACAAGCAACUCCUCUCCUAAGACUGAUAUACCAAGACAUAGAUACUUUUGAUCUGUGUUUCUAUACCCAGAACUGAGUAAAUCCCAUAUCACUGUAUUAUUCAUUAUGUGAUCCACAAGGUGGAAAUGGUGUCCAGGGAGUCACCUAGACGUCUGGUUGGGCAAAGAGCAUAUUAAAGCUCAUCUAUUGGAGCCCAGAAAGGGCAGCUAGGUGGCUCAGUGGGUAGAGCACUGGGUUUGGAAUCAGGAAGACCCAUCGUCGUGAGUUCAGAUCCACCAAUAUGACCCUGAGUAAGACACUUAACCUUGUUUGCCUCAGUUUCCUCAUCUGUAAAAUAAGCUGUAGAAGGAAGUAGAAAAACACUCCAGUAUCUCUGCCAAGAAAACCCCAAAUGGGGUCACAGAGAGUCGGACACAACUGAAUGACAACAACCUUAGAGCCCAGGGUGGUUCAAGGAGGAUGAGGACAGAGUACAGGUGGCAUGGUUUGGAAAUGGGUAGUCUUUUUCUUUUAUAUAAUAAACAUUUUUAUUUAAAGUUUUCAGUUCCAAAUUCUAUUCCUACCUCUCCUCCCUGAUU